AUGAAUUAUAUCACAGUUAUCUAUGGCAUAGCUCUAGUCGGAGAAGGGGAUACUUGCAGUCUGCUCACUGUCGCCAAUGCCGUCUCCCUCGUAGACUUCUACUUCCUCAACCCAGAGAUUGACGCCAGUUGCACCAACCUCGAGCUCGGGGAGGAUUACUGCAUCGCCGCAGUUGGAGACAUUAGCACCUACUUUGGCUACCCAGUCACAACGCCCUUGUCCACUGUGACAACAGCCAGCUUCCCCGCCGUCAAUACAUCAAUUCCCACGGCGACCAGUGAUCCGGGGUUCGUCUACACGCCAACCUAUCUCCCUACGGCCCCGGACACGCUUACUAACUGCCAACGAUACGCCAACUAUGACAACACCGCAUAUAACCUCAACUCUUGCAAUUCUUACACAACCGGCAGUGACGACACCAGCAGCAGUGACAGCGGACUUGGCUUUCUCUGCUUGUCCCUCAAUGCCACCGAGUCUACCACUGUCUCAAACUGCAACUGCUUCACCGGUGUCAAUGGCCACGAUAAAGGAGAAUACCAGUGUGCUGAUAUUGAGGAAGACUUCGAUAUCACGGAAGCCCAACUCCUUACGUGGAACCCCUGGCUCGGCACAGACUGUGAUACAAAUCUGUACGCUAAUCUUAACACCGAUACUCGUACCGUUUGUAUUGGGGUGGGUUCGAGCACGUCAACUACUGCUAUCACAACCCCUAGGAGUACUACCGCUACUGCUACGUCGGUAGCCCCAACACAAACUGGAUACAUCUAUGGGUGCCAGGAGUUCUUCACCGUCGAGUCUGGAGAUGAUUGUUCGACAAUGGAGACUGAGUUUGGAGUUACUCUUGCCCAACUCUACGAGUGGAAUCCCAGCAUUGGAAAAACAUGUACGAACCUUUGGCUCGGAUAUGCCUACUGCGUCAAGGGUCCCACGGCCACAGCGAGUAGCUCAGCUCGUGCGCCUACACAGACUGGCAUCGCGUCCAAUUGCAACGAAUAA
Penicillium mononematosum is the source of this 996-nucleotide messenger RNA. Its product is annotated as LysM peptidoglycan-binding domain-containing protein. The record is from RefSeq and is a predicted model, not a curated record. Bases 1 to 996 code for a protein of 331 amino acids. NCBI's taxonomy places the organism in Eukaryota, Fungi, Ascomycota, Eurotiomycetes, Eurotiales, Aspergillaceae. The transcript has 6 exons.